AUGAGCACGCCAGCGAAAAAGAAAGGAAAGUUUGCAACUGUACUCAGCAUAGAUGGAGGGGGAAUCAGAGGCAUCAUUCCCGCACAAAUACUCGCUUUUCUCGAAGCCAAACUUCAGGAAUUGGAUGGACCAGAUGCAAGAAUUGCGGAUUAUUUUGAUGUCAUCGCCGGGACUAGCACCGGUGGGCUAAUAGCCACAAUGCUCGCUGCCCCGAAUGGGGAAAACCGGCCACUUUUCGAGGCGAAAGACAUCGUGAAAUUCUACUUGGAUAAUUGUUCCCUGAUAUUUCCUAAGAGCAGUCGGGACAACAUUUUGAAAUCGUUGACUUACAACGUUUUUGGAGGGCCGAAGUACGACGGGAAGCAUUUGAGAGAAGUGAUAAGCAAAUUGUUGGGCAAUCUGACUAUAUCUCAGACAUUAACAAAUCUAGUCAUCCCGGCCUUCGAUAUCAGGCAUCUUCAACCUGUUAUUUUCUCUACCACAGAUGCCAAAAUGAAUGUGUGCAAAAAUGUUCUGCUGUCAGAUGUGUGCCUCAGUACUUCUGCAGCUCCAACUUAUCUUCCACCACACUAUUUCGAGACCAAGACUGCAGAAGGAAAGCCCUACACUUAUGAUAUGGUUGAUGGUGGAGUCGCGGCUAAUAAUCCCACUUUAAUGGCUAUGACGGACAUUACAAGACACAUCUACGAUGGGGAGUUUCAAAUGGUGGAUCUGAAUCCAAUGGAAGGCAGUAGAAUGCUAGUGUUGUCACUUGGCACCGGAAUUCCCAAACAUGAGGAAAAAUACACCGUCGCUAAGGCCCGUAAAUGGGGUCAGCUUGGUUGGAUACUCCAAAAUGGCGACACUCCGAUUUUGGAUAUCUUCGCUGAUGCUAGUUCAGAUAUGGUGGAUAUUCAUGUUUCCACACUCUUCCAAGCGCUCCGAAUGCAGGAAAAUUACCUCCGAAUUCAGGAAGAUGAGUUAACUGGGGAUGCAGCGUCUAUGGACGUGGCGACUUCGAGGAAUCUGCAUACGCUGGCGGAAAUCGGGAGGAGUCGGCUGAAGAAACCGGUUUCGAGGGUGAAAUUGGAUGAUGGAAAAUUUGAGCCAACUCAAGGUGAGGGCACAAAUGAAGAAGCUCUGACCAGAUUUGCCAUGAGACUUUCAGAGGAGAGGAAAUUCAGGUUGUCUCCUAUUGACAGCUCCUAG
Molecule: messenger RNA, 1188 nt
Organism: Oldenlandia corymbosa var. corymbosa
Lineage: Eukaryota; Viridiplantae; Streptophyta; Magnoliopsida; Gentianales; Rubiaceae
Source: the annotation of a GenBank genome assembly